GUGCUCGUUCAUCGAAUCGCCAUUUUCCAGCGGCAGCAAUCGUUCGAGACGGACAAGUUGUUCUCCCAGAUUCUCUGUGGUCGCAUGCCAACGCAUCGACGGAAACCAAGAUUGCCAUGGCCAGAGGAUCCCCAACGCCUGAACAACGCCGAAUGAGCCACCGAAGGCCUCCUCGUCGUUCACGUCAACGAAAAACGUCCCCGUUAGCGCAUCAUCAUCGCGCAGACGCAGCGCAAUUAGCAACCGGAAUCCAGUUCACCGCCUUCAUCAAGGCCGCUGCACGUGAAGGUGACCGGCUACUGCAGCUGCGGAUCCCGUUUCUCAAGCCGAAUGAGCGGCGCCUUCCUCGACGGCCAGAACGCUCGCCGCAUCACCAAAGCACUGAAGCACCGAACAUCAUCCUGGACACGCUGCAGCUUUGGGAACGUGCCGAGCCAUCCGGUGAAUUACCGCCCCACUUGGAACAGGCUGUGUGCUCGGCUUGGUUCACUACGACUUGUACCAACCCGCCGCUUGUUGUAAGCUUCCCUUCGUCCAGACGCCGAAAUCACGUGACUAGUUGCUCUUCGCUGUCCCCGAUGCACGGUCGCAUUUCAAGCAGCGUGAACACACACUGCUCACCUCCGUUUAAGCCAAGACCGCCUGGGAGGUCAAUGCCCACCAAGCCGCCAGCGCGACUGCUUUCCUUCCGAACACCUGCACCUGCUGCAUUUCCUGCUGCCGACCCCAGGUCCUCUAUCCAUUCCGACGACAGCUGCGCGGGCGUCGCGCUGGUCCGUGCUGCAGCAGUUGCGCGCCUCAAGGAUGACGUAGAGGCUGCGCAGGCGAGGAAUGGCGACGCUGUUGAGGCUCUCCCAGUGGUUGCACUUCUCGCCCAGGAGAUUGGCGAGCCUGGCAAACAUCUGCUGCUGGCCCUGGGUCUGGAUUUGCUCGACCAUUGCCUUCGACAGGACUAUCUUUGCAGCUACCUCCUCGGCGCAACCAACUAGCCAUAUAGGCCUCCGCAGGAGCGUGCUGGCCGCACACGAGCCUGCGCCACCGCUAAAAAUGCCCAGCGCCCACCUUUUCCUUUACAGGAUUUCACAAUAUACAGGCAGCAGGAAUAAGGUAAUAGGCUAAAUGCAGUAACACAGCCGUACGCGGCAGACCUCAACCGUGAUAAAUAGGACAGCCUGAAUGUAGUCACGCACUCAUUCAACGGCAAAGUUGACGAAGAUGACGCGGCGGACCCCUCCGUGCCCUCCCUCGCAACCGGAGGAAAGACACCGGCGCCACGUGCCGGGUCCGAAGUAGUUGCCCCGCCACUGAAUGUGGAGUACCUCAGAACUCCGUGGUGCCAUCUUUCGUAUUGUGGCACUACCAUGGUUGCGUUUCCUUCUGUGUAGGCUGGCGCAGUGGCUGGCACACCAUGUCGGUGGACGAGCCGACUUCUAAAGAACAUAAAGAUUAGGCUUAAAUUGACGUUGUUGGAAUGUGUGAAGUAGUCUUUGUAGUAAACAUUUCGACUGUUUGUUAACAAGAGCCCACUGAGAUCAUCGGUCUAUAAGUGUACUGACCGCGUAUAUUCUUCCAUAUCGUACUUUACUGGACCUACUCGACGGAAUAAAAAAAAAAUAAUAAAACUUGA
Dermacentor albipictus is the source of this 1627-nucleotide messenger RNA. RefSeq lists its product as uncharacterized. The record is from RefSeq and is a predicted model, not a curated record. NCBI's taxonomy places the organism in Eukaryota, Metazoa, Arthropoda, Arachnida, Ixodida, Ixodidae.